Messenger RNA from Striga hermonthica, 1065 nucleotides. NCBI's taxonomy places the organism in Eukaryota, Viridiplantae, Streptophyta, Magnoliopsida, Lamiales, Orobanchaceae. The record is from the annotation of a GenBank genome assembly.
AUGCCGUACCUUGUACGCGAGCAUUUGUUCAUCGGUAACAUUGGAGAUUCUGCAGAGAUUCUCCAUAACGGAAGUGAUGACAUCACACAUAUCCUCUCCGUCCUCAGCUCAGCUUCGAUUUCUUUCUUCUCCGAGUGGCGUAAUGGACUUUCAAUCCCCACCAAAGAAAUCCGGAAGGUUUAUGUUGGGGACUCUGAAUCUAAGAGCCCACUUUCAUCGGAUAAGCUUCUCUACUCUCUGGAAUAUGCCGGUAAGGAUUUGAAGUUUGUGAGGAUGGCAGUGCCUUUGAGGGACAUGGAGAGUGAGGACUUGCUCGACUAUUUGGAUGUUUGUCUGGAAUUUAUCGAAAAUAGUAGGAAAGAGGGUUCGGUUUUGGUUCACUGCUUUGCGGGUGUAUCAAGAAGUGCAGCAAUCGUUACAGCUUACCUGAUGAAAAGUGAACGAUUAUCAGUAGACGAUGCUAUUGAGUCUUUGAGGCAGAGCUGUGAAUCUGUGUGCCCUAAUGAAGGUUUUCUGGAGCAGUUGAAAAUGUUUGAAGAAAUGGGCUUUAAGGUGGAUUAUGAGAGUCCCAUAUACAAGCGCUUUCGCUUAAAUGUAUUAGGUGAUUUAUAUAACCGUGGAGAGAAAAUAGAUAUUUCCAAGUUCGAGCCUGACCCGGGCUCCCAUGCUGAAAAGCUUUCGUCUGAUGAUGAAAAAUUAGUCGAUAAAGAAGCACUGCCCAAGACUAAUAAUGCUUACCGUUGUAAGAAAUGCCGAAGGCUAGUUGCCUUGAAAGAAAAUGUCGUCGAACAUGUUCCGGGAGAAGGCGAGAUGUGCUUCGAGUGGCGUAGAAGGAGUGGAACUUUUAGCAGAUCUGAGGAUGACGAGUGCUCGUCCAUCUUUGUCGAGCCUCUUCGCUGGAUGAAAGCUGUUGAAGAAGGUGGUAUGGAGGGAAAGCUGUUGUGCAAUCACUGUGAAGCUCGUUUGGGUUACUUCAACUGGUCGGGUAUUCAGUGCAGCUGUGGGAGUUGGAUUUCUCCUGCUUUCCAGCUUCACAAAAGCCGAGUCGAUAUCAGCUUUGUCUAG